Messenger RNA from Prunus avium (sweet cherry), 2019 nucleotides. RefSeq names its product putative calcium-binding protein At1g02270. The record is from RefSeq and is a predicted model, not a curated record. NCBI's taxonomy places the organism in Eukaryota, Viridiplantae, Streptophyta, Magnoliopsida, Rosales, Rosaceae. Gene Ontology annotation, molecular function: 3'-5'-RNA exonuclease activity.
ACAGCACAAUGUCUAGCUGUACAGCCUCCGCAUAUUCUCGUUUAAAGAUAGAAGCAGAACCUUCGGUUUUGGCCCCCACCACCGCCGCUGGUUUCAUUUUCUAUCCUCAACACGGACGACAAAACCAUCGAACUUUAUUCAUCACGCGUCUGCUAUAAGUAACGGUACAUGGCAAUCUAGAGCACUGCUUUUCGAUCUCAGACUGCAACUACAAACUUAGGAAAGAUUGGAAUUUGGAAGCAAACCCAUCACCCGCUUUUAUAAUCUUGUUUAAAAUCUACUCCAAAUUUAGCAACUUUUGCAUCAACAACAGUAACAGUGGCAAGGAUUUUUUUAACAUGGUUGCGGGUUCUAAUGCUGCGAAGCUCAAUCUUAGAGAAAGUGAGAGCCUUUCAAGAAGCUAUAGUAGCGGCUGUGUAUCAGUUUCGUCAAUGACAGAGCCAAAUCCAGAGACUUUGACAGGGUCUUGCUUAGUUUCGUGCACCACUUUCAAUAUUUUGGCUCCCAUUUACAAAAGACUCGAUCAACAGAAUCAAGGCCUUCGUGAGAGCGAGUUCAGAGCAUUCUGGGUGGCCAGGAACCAGAGGAUUUUGGAUUGGUUGCUCUAUGAAUCUUCUGCAAUUAUAUGUCUCCAGGAGUUUUGGGUUGGAAAUGAAGAAUUUGUGAAUAUGUACCUGGAGAGGCUUGGGGAUGCAGGCUAUAGUACCUUCAAGCUUGCGCGAACGAACAACCGUGGAGAUGGUUUGCUCACUGCUGUGCGAAGAGACUGCUUUAGGGUUCUAAACUAUCGAGAGUUGCACUUUAAUGAUUUUGGAGACCGUGUUGCUCAGUUGUUACAUGUUCAGUUAGCUGCCCCCUUUUCACAAAACCAGAAAGGCAAUGUUCAGCAAGAAAUGCUAAUUGUGAAUACGCACUUGUUAUUUCCUCACGAUUCCAGUCUCUCUAUAGUAAGAUUGCAUCAGGUUUACAAAAUUUUGCAAUUUGUGGAAUCUUAUCAGAAUGAAAACAAACUAAACCCCAUGCCCAUCAUACUCUGUGGUGACUGGAAUGGAAGUAAGCGUGGCCAUGUGUACAAAUUCCUUAGAUCUCAGGGGUUUGUAUCAACAUAUGAUACUGCUCAUCAAUAUACUGAUGCAGAUGCUCACAAGUGGGUUAGCCACCGCAAUCAUAGGGGAAACAUCUGUGGUGUCGACUUCAUUUGGCUUUGUAAUCCCAAUAAUUCACGUAAACCACUAAAGACUAGUUGGUGUGAAGCUGUUUUUGGUAUAUUAAGGCGCCAGCUCCGAAAAGCUUCAAUGGCUGAAAAUGAUGCAUUUGCCUUUUUGAAGGGUGAUAGCCGUGGUGAAGCACUCCAUCAGGUUAAUUUAAUUGGUCAUCCUUCGGGACUGGGUUUCCAGGAGACAAGGGAUCUCUGGAUCCAAGCAGAUGUUGAUGCAAACGGUGUUCUUGAUUAUGAAGAAUUUAAGAAUAGGAUCUGGAUAUCUACAGUGUCAGAGGAAAAGGAAAACCUUAAGGGAAGUAGAGAGGAGUCCAUACGAGGCACACAGGACGCCCUUGGAUUCAACGUGAAGAACGCAGUUCUGUACCCACGUGAGGCGGAGAAGGGAAUAUGGCCUGAAGAUUAUACUCUUUCUGAUCAUGCCCGACUCUCCGUUGUACUCUCGCCAGAAAGGAUGUGGUGUUCUCAGUCAUAAACCAUACUUAAAUUGUUGAUAAACAUAUAGUAGAGCAGAGAGGAAAAUUGCAUAUCUGUAGGGAAUGUGUAUAGCCAACAGAGAAACGUCCCUUCUGGGCUACUUGUGUUUGUGAAUUCAAUUUUCUGGAAGUAUGACCUGGGAAAGAGAGAAAAUAGCAAUUUAGAUUUGGGAAUUUUCUGUAUGAUAUUCUUCAUUCUCGCAACUGUUUCUUGCCAGCCUUAGCCAAAUUUUUCAGGCAAGUAGCUGGAACAUGCGUGCUGCUGUCAGCUGUAGCGUGUUAUGAUUACCAGAAACAACUGGAUUUUUGAAAUCCUAAGUAUGA